Salvia miltiorrhiza (redroot sage) is the source of this 707-nucleotide messenger RNA. Its product is annotated as thioredoxin-like protein Clot. Gene Ontology annotation, cellular component: cytosol. The coding region runs from base 121 to 519 and encodes 132 amino acids. The record is from RefSeq and is a predicted model, not a curated record. NCBI's taxonomy places the organism in Eukaryota, Viridiplantae, Streptophyta, Magnoliopsida, Lamiales, Lamiaceae. Gene Ontology annotation, molecular function: protein-disulfide reductase [NAD(P)H] activity. The transcript is spliced from 3 exons.
UUUGACAGAUGUUUUUUCCAUUAUCGUUUUUAUCUUUGAUUGCGUAAUGUGCACGAGUAGUUUGGCGGCAUUUAAAGCCUAAAUAUUCAUUUUCAAUUUGCAGGAGCAGAGGGCAAAGAAAUGCCGAUGAAGGCGUUGGAAGCAACAUUGUCGACAUUUGAUGGCGUGUUUCAGCAAUUUACGGCUGAAGCCGCCAAUAACAAGGCGAAUUUUAUCCUUUUCUUGGCUGACAACGAACCGUCCACCAAUCUUAGUUGGUGCCCUGAUUGUGUUAGAGCUGAACCAGUGAUAUACAAGAAGCUAGAAGCGGCUUCAGGUAAUGUGGCAUUGUUGAAGGCCUACGUUGGAGAUAGGCCUACAUGGAGGAACCCUCAGCACCCGUGGAGGGUCGACCCUAGGUUCAAGCUUACGGGAGUUCCUACACUGAUCCGAUGGGAAAAUGGCUCAGUAAAGGCCCGUCUCGAAGAUCAUGAGGCCCAUCUCGAGAGAAAGAUCGACACCCUUGUAUCUGAGGAUUAGAUAGUCUUGCUUUAUUAUGGCUGAGCAAAAGUUGUGUUGCCUAGUAGUAAUAAAUAACCUAACCUCCACUGGUUAUAGUCAAGAACUCUCAUCUGCCAUAUAUCUAUCUAUAGUUGGCUCUUUCAGAUUUACAGAUUACUUUGUGCAAUUGUGCUUUCAUGAAUGAUAAUAUGACAUUGCAUACCAAA